UAUUUGUUUGAAUUUCGAACGUUCGCUCUUGAUAAAAAUGUUAAUUGCUGUAGUUCGUCGGUAUGUCAUAAAUUUACGUCUGAUUUUAUGAGAUUUAAUCUUGUUACUGAUUUCCGCCGCGUUUAGAUACAGCGAGGAAAUUUGUUUUUUGUGCAAGUGCGAUUAUCGUCAUAAACUAACUGGCGGGAAAGACCUAACCUCAAUUCGUUUGAGACUUAUAAGUUUUAGUACGUUUUCAGAAGAUGGCUGAACGAUUAGAAGAUUUAAACCUACCCAACGCAGUAGUGACCAGAAUUAUCAAGGAAGCUUUACCAGACGGAGUGACGGUUGGAAAAGAUGCCAGAAUAGCAGUGGCGAAAGCUGCGUCUAUUUUCAUACUUUAUCUCACAUCAUCUGCCAAUAUAGUAGCCAAGAAAGGCAACCGCAAGACUAUCAGUGGACAGGAUGUGAUGCAAGCGAUGGUAGACAUCGAGUUUGAUCAGUUCAUUGAUCCGUUACAAGAAUCUCUAGAGAACUUUAGAAAGGCUCAAAAAGAGAAGAAAGAUGCAACAUCAAAAAAAAAACAACAAAAAAAGGAUGAUGAUGAUGUAAAUGGUGAAGAUGAAGAAGUGGCAAGAGAAGCUGUAGAUUUUUAAAAAUUUAGUGUGUCAACAUAUUGUGUUAAGUAAAUAUAAAUAUAGUUUACCUAUAAUAAUAAUUUAAAAUAUUUAUAAUGGAAAUGAAGUGCUCAGGAAUAUGAAUAAUAAUAAAAAAAACAUGCAUUCAGAAGACAAAUUUAAAAAAAGAUUAAUUUUUAUUUGCAUUUCUUGCAUUUAUGUAAUAAUUUACAUAGAAUAUAUUUUUAAAACGGUAUUAUUUCUUAAUAAUUUUUAAAAUAUUUAUAGCAUUAUAAAUAAUUUGGCAUGCAUUUCUCACACAGAAAAGAAGAGACUCGGAUCAUUUAUUUAAAAGUUAGAGAAUAGAUUAACUUGCAUAAAAAUGAGAGUUUUAUUAUAUUAAUAAAAUUUAUUAAUAUUUAA
Molecule: messenger RNA, 1019 nt
Organism: Pogonomyrmex barbatus (red harvester ant)
Lineage: Eukaryota; Metazoa; Arthropoda; Insecta; Hymenoptera; Formicidae
Gene: Chrac-14
Product: DNA polymerase epsilon subunit 3 Chrac-14
Biological process (GO): leading strand elongation; heterochromatin formation; DNA damage response
Cellular component (GO): CHRAC; epsilon DNA polymerase complex
Molecular function (GO): protein heterodimerization activity; chromatin DNA binding
Source: RefSeq, a predicted model, not a curated record